AUGGAGCAGCAAGUCAGCUGGCAUUGGCCCCCAUCUGGCGAACAUGAUGACCCAGCUCCCCCAGAUUUUGCCGAGACUUGCUUCUGUCCCUGCCUCGUGUACAGUCGCACAUUGGCACGCUUGAACGCCGCAUUUGCUGGCCAGAACCCUCAGCGAAUCCCAAACGCGAACUGCAUCGACCUUAACAGCUGCAAUUUUGUGCUCUGUCUUCCAUUCUGGGGCUUUUCCAUUGCCCGUUUGCAAGCGACUGUUCGUUCAUUUUACGGUAUCAAAGGCAACACCACCAACGACUAG
Messenger RNA from Akanthomyces muscarius, 294 nucleotides. RefSeq lists its product as uncharacterized. The record is from RefSeq and is a predicted model, not a curated record. The transcript has 2 exons. Bases 1 to 294 code for a protein of 97 amino acids. NCBI's taxonomy places the organism in Eukaryota, Fungi, Ascomycota, Sordariomycetes, Hypocreales, Cordycipitaceae.